Messenger RNA from Ipomoea nil (Japanese morning glory), 786 nucleotides. RefSeq lists its product as uncharacterized. The coding region runs from base 1 to 786 and encodes 261 amino acids. The record is from RefSeq and is a predicted model, not a curated record. NCBI's taxonomy places the organism in Eukaryota, Viridiplantae, Streptophyta, Magnoliopsida, Solanales, Convolvulaceae. The transcript is spliced from 2 exons.
AUGUCUAUGGUGGGUCAACUGACUUAUUUCUUAGGACUUCAAGUUAAACAGAGUACUGAAGGCUAUAAUAUCUCACAAGAAAAAUAUGCCAAGAAUUUGGUCAAAAAGUUUGAUCUGGAGUCAUGUAAAACUCCGAGAACUCCUAUCUCCACUUCUACAAAGGUGUCAAAAGAUGAUACUGGGGCAUCAGUUGAUAACACAGUCUAUCGAAGCCUAAUUGGAAUUCUGCUAUAUUUGACCGCAAGUCAACCAGAUAUUAUGUUCAGUGUUGGGAUGUGUGCAAGAUAUCAAUCUGAUCCCAAAGAGUCACAUUUGAUAGCUGCUAAACGGAUCUUGAAAUACAUCAAGGGAACAAUUCAGUAUGGGUUAUGGUAUUCCAAGGACAAUGAACUCAGCCUGAGUGCAUAUUGUGAUGCAGAUUGGGCAGGAAAUAUUGAUGACAAAAAGAGAACAUCAGGUGAAUGCUUCUUUGUUGGAAAGAAUUUAGUCUCAUGGCUAAGCAAGAAGCAUAAUUCAAUCUCUCUAAGUACUGCAGAGGCAGAAUAUAUAGUAGCUGGAGGAUGUUGCACUCAGUUGGUCUGGAUGAAGCAAAUGCUUCUAGAUUAUGGUCUCACACAAAGGACUAUGACACUCUACUGUGACAAUAGACUUGGUAGAAUCAAAGGAGAUAGAAUUGGAAAUAUUCAAACAGAUAAGCAAUUGGCUGACAUACUGACUAAGCCUCUGGACGCAAAUCGGUUUGAGAUUCUCAUAUCUGCUCUGGGAAUCUGCAGGAUUGAUCAAUAA